ACUCACCUUGCAGUCAGUUCAUAUAUCGUUAUUUCACUUUGAUUCCUAAAGAGCAACCAUGUCUCAUCAAUCCAGCUCUGGGCACAAGAAUUUCAGUUCUUCUUCAGCUUGCUUGUCCUCUCCAAGCAAACACAGUGUUUGCUCCUUCACUACAAGUAAAGUGUCCAUUGGUCACAAAGUGAUUCCAAGUUUUGGCAGCAAAAGCGUGUACAGUGUUGUCUCAGGUGGACACAAGAUAUCAACCGGAAGCUAUCUACCAUUUAAAAGUGAACGCGGACAUGGCUUUGGUGGAUCAUUAUGCCUUGGGGGCAUCAACCAAGUUACUGUCAACAAGAGUCUACUGGCUCCUCUCAACCUGGAAAUUGACCCAAGCAUCCAGAGACUGAGGACAGAUGAAAAAGACCAAAUCAAAGGCCUGAAUAACAAGUUUGCUUCCUUUAUUGACAAGGUGAGAUUUUUGGAACAACAGAACAAGAUGCUGGAGACCAAGUGGGCCUUACUACAAGACAAAAAAGCUGUCAAGAGUCACAUUGAACCCCUGUUUGAGGCUUAUAUCAGUAACCUCAGGAGACAGCUGGAAAAUCUGGCAUGUGAGAGAGCAAAUCUGGAGGCCGAAAGGAGAAAUGUGGAGGAUGCAGUAGAAGAAUUCAAAAGAAAAUAUGAAGAAGAGGUCAACAGACGUACUGCUGCAGAGAAUGAAUUUGUUGGGCUAAAGAGGGAUGUCGAUGCUGCUUUUAUUAACAAAGCUGAACUUCAAGCCAGUGUGGACUCUUUGACUGAUGAGAUCAACUUCCUGAGAGCUCUCUAUGAUGCAGAAAUAGCUCAGCUUCAAGCUCAGAUCUCCGAUAUCUCAGUUGUUGUGUCCAUGGAUAACAGCCGGGAUCUGAACCUGGACAGCAUUAUUGCUGAGGUUAAAGCUCAAUAUGAGGAAAUUGCUAACAGGAGCCGAGCUGAAGCAGAGGCCAUGUACCAGUCACGGUAUGAGGAGCUGUGCAUGACUGCGGGCAAACAUGGAGAUGACCUACGUAACACCAAGCAUGAGAUUGCUGAGCUUAACAGACUGAUCCAGAGACUCAAAGGAGAAAUAGAGAGUGUAAAAGCUCAGCGCUGUAAGCUGGAAGCUGCCAUUGCAGAGGCUGAGGAACGCGGAGAAGCUGCUGUAAAGGAUGCCAAGAACAAACUGUCUGAGCUGGAAGCUGCUCUGCAGAAGGCCAAGCAGGACAUGGCUCGCCAACUGAGAGAAUACCAGGAGCUGAUGAACGUGAAACUGGCUCUGGAUAUUGAGAUCGCCACCUACAGGAAGAUGCUGGAAGGAGAGGAGUGCAGACUUGCAGGAGAUGGACAUGACUCUGUUAGCAUCUCCGUGAUCAGCAACAAAUCAGCACACAGCGGAAGUAGCUAUCAUCAUAAGGGUGGAUUCAGUUCAGCCAGCAGCUCCAAAGGAAAACACGGCCAUAGCUGUUAAACCAACAGCACUUUAGGAUUUCGCCGGCUCUUCAAUACAUAACAGCAAGAUGUAUUCUCAGCCAAGCGUCAACAUUAGAUUUAAUAGUUGAAUAAUAUAAAAGUAAACUCCUAGUUUUUACCUUUUCCUGCUAUGUAUUGUUUCAGAAAUUUGAAACACCUCCGCUCUUUAGCUAUUCCACUAAAUUUUCCUAUUUCUGUCUCAUUAAUAAAUUGCAUUUUAAAUCAUAA
This is a messenger RNA of Spea bombifrons (plains spadefoot toad), 1695 nucleotides long. RefSeq names its product keratin, type II cytoskeletal cochleal-like. The record is from RefSeq and is a predicted model, not a curated record. The transcript is spliced from 9 exons. Gene Ontology annotation, biological process: intermediate filament organization; keratinization. Gene Ontology annotation, cellular component: keratin filament. The coding region runs from base 59 to 1465 and encodes 468 amino acids. Gene Ontology annotation, molecular function: structural constituent of skin epidermis. Lineage: Eukaryota; Metazoa; Chordata; Amphibia; Anura; Pelobatidae.